AUGGACAUGCCUUGUCUGAAAGCUAUGUCUCUAGUCAUACUGAUCCUACAACUGGCCCUAUUCAUCUUAGUGCUGCCAAUUAUUCUCCUGAACUUCAUAGGAAUAUGGGAUAGGAUCGUGAAGAAAAUAUUUCCUUUUUUUAUGGUCCAUUUCACAGAAACAUAUAACAAAUCUAUGGACAGUAUUAAAAGGGAUCUCUUCAGCAACCUUUCUGACUUUGAAAAUGCUUUUAAGGAGAUCAAUCUGCUAGAAAUCGGCUGCGGCACAGGGGCCAACUUCAAAUUCUACCCAAAUGGCUGCAAAAUAACCUGCCUCGACCUGAAUCCAAAUUUCCAAUCAUUUUUGAGUAAAAGCCAAGCAGAAAGUGACCAUCUGAAGUUUGAAGAUUUUGUGGUGGCUUCUGCAGACAACAUGACCCCAGUGCCUGAUGCCUCUAUGGAUGUGGUGGUCUGCACCCUGUUAGUGUGUUCAGUACCAAACACACCAAAUAUCCUGGAUGAGGUGUGGAGGGUACUCAAGCCUGUAAGUUUUAAAUUCUUUGUUCCUAUUUAUUUAUCUGUUUUUAUCAAUCAGAUUUACAAAGGGGAUCUUAGUAGACACAUCAUGGUAGCACAAUAUGAUUAUAUAUGUUCCAAAAAUAUUACAAUUGUGGCAAAGCAAGGGGUGUACAGAAAGGAAAAAAGGGGAAGGGGAAACAGGCUAAACAACAAAUACAGUGCCUCUGGUAUAUCCAUAAUAUCUAAAAAUAUAAAUGCUUGGUAUAGGUGA
Pelobates cultripes (western spadefoot toad) is the source of this 768-nucleotide messenger RNA. Lineage: Eukaryota; Metazoa; Chordata; Amphibia; Anura; Pelobatidae. The record is from the annotation of a GenBank genome assembly.